Molecule: messenger RNA, 1380 nt
Organism: Manihot esculenta (cassava)
Lineage: Eukaryota; Viridiplantae; Streptophyta; Magnoliopsida; Malpighiales; Euphorbiaceae
Product: F-box/LRR-repeat protein 12
Exons: 1
Coding region: 1-1170 (389 amino acids)
Biological process (GO): SCF-dependent proteasomal ubiquitin-dependent protein catabolic process
Cellular component (GO): SCF ubiquitin ligase complex
Molecular function (GO): protein binding
Source: RefSeq, a predicted model, not a curated record
AUGGAAGAUCAUUCAAAUGAUGUUCUUACAUCAGUGGUGCACCUGCCUGAUGAUUGCCUUACUAUUAUUUUCCAAUGGCUUGACUCUAGUUCUGAUCGUGAAUCAUUUGGCUUGACUUGCCACCGCUGGCAUAAUAUACAAAAUCUAAGUCGCCGUUCCUUACAAUUUCAAUCCUCAUUCACGCUCUUUAACUUUUCUUCAUCGUCUCAGACUAGCCUUCUUGAUUCCUACCAUCUUCAUAAGCUGCUUACUCGUUUUCAGCAUUUGCACUACUUGUCACUUUCUGGUUGCACUGAGCUACCUGAUUCAGGUCUAAUCCCAUUGCAAUUUUAUGGUUCAAAGUUGCUCUCCCUGCAUUUGGAUUACUGUUUUGGACUCACAGAUAAUGGACUUUCCUUGGUUGCUGCUGGUUGCCCCUCUCUAAUGGCUAUUAAUCUUUCUCGAUGCAACAUUACUGAUGUUGGGUUAGAAGCUCUAGCGAACGGUUGCACAGCUUUGAAGAAAAUAAAUCUCUCCUACUGUCCACUUGUGUCCGACUCUGGAUUGAGAGCUCUUUCCCAAGCGUGCCAUCAGCUUCAGACGGUCAAGAUAUCUUGUUGCCGCGAAAUAAAUGGCCGUGGUCUUACAGGUUGUUCGCCCAUGUUAGCUUAUGUAGAUGCUGAUUCUUGUAACCUUGAACCAAAAGGGAUAAUGGGAAUUGUUAGCGGAGGUGGGCUUGAGUAUUUAAAUGUGUCUGGUAUAAGCUGGAGCAUUCAAGAAGAUGGUUUGGCAGCGAUCGGUUCAGGUUUUGCCGCAAGGCUUAAAAUCCUCAACCUUCGGAUGUGCAGAACCGUCGGCGACGAGUCCAUCAUGGCAAUAGCAAAGGGUUGCCCAUUGCUCCGAGAAUGGAAUUUAGCAUUGUGUUAUGGAGUAAGGAUUUCAGGAUGGAAAUCUAUAGGGUUGAAUUGCAAAAAGUUGGAGAAACUUCAUGUGAAUCGGUGCAGGAAUUUGUGUGAUCAUGGGCUGCAGGCUCUGAGAGAAGGAUGCAAAAGGCUAUCAGUUUUAUAUAUCAGCAAGUGUUGUCGAUUAUCUUCUACUGCAAUUGAGUUGUUCAAAAUGUAUAGAGGUAAUGUUGAGAUCAGAGAAGAAGAGAACAUGUGUAUUGGACCUGACUGGACAUUUGGAAAAUGAUGGAAACUGAUAAGAAAAUAGCCAUGAAUACUCUGACAGAGAAAUUGUUUAACAUAGCUGAGAGGAGCCAGAGAUUUUCCUGGAAAAGAAAAUGUUACAUAUUUGAACAUGUUUGGUUACAUUGAUAAAUGCUAACUGUUGAACAGGGCUUUUUGCAAAAUUAGGGUGGGGUGAAUAUAAUUUUGCCGAUUUGGAGUCGGUUAAAACUUA